Fraxinus pennsylvanica is the source of this 621-nucleotide messenger RNA. The record is from the annotation of a GenBank genome assembly. NCBI's taxonomy places the organism in Eukaryota, Viridiplantae, Streptophyta, Magnoliopsida, Lamiales, Oleaceae.
AUGGAGGAAAGGGAUUUGUUUUCUUGGAAUGUUUUGAUUGGUGGGUACGGGAAAAGGGGGUAUUUUGAUGAGGCGUUGGAGAUGUAUGGAAAAAUGUUAUGGGUUGGUGGGGUUGGGUUUAAGCCCGAUGUGUAUACUUUCCCAAGUGUGUUGAGGACAUGUGGCGGUUUGGGGGAUUGGAAACGGGGUCUUCUAGACAUGGGCGUCAAGCUGCACGAGCUUGCCAAGAGGACAGGUUACGAGGACAAUGGGUUCCCUGACAAGGCUGUUGAAACUUAUAAGAUGAUGGAACUAGAAGGUGUUAUGCCAGAUGAGAUCACUAUGGCUAGUGUUUUAUCUGCAUGCGCAUCUUUAGGUCUUCUAGACAUGGGCGUCAAGCUGCACGAGCUUGCCAAGAGGACAGAUAAAUACAGGGUUGGUUGGACAUUACUGCUAAGUCUCAAAUUUUCUUGCUCAUAUUGUAUAUCUGGCAGUGCUAUUUCUCUUAAUACUAAAGUUCAAAGUUCCACAUCAGCCCUUCUGGUUUUCUGUAACAUAAAGGUGCUCACUAUAGCGUCCAUGGAGUUCUGGCUUGCCUCCAGUAAGAGCAUCAAUGAUAGUUUUAAAUUCCGUAAUGCUUGA